CUGCCAGCGUCACUUUCUCAGUCGGCCAGCAGUCAGUCUCUAUAUCUCUGAUUUCUCUUUGCACUUCUUGCUACUCUUCAAAAUGAGCUACAGAACCUCCAGCAUCCAGCAGAUCCCUUCCACCCGGGUCUCCUUCACCCGCUCCGCUCCUCAGUACCGAGCUGCCAGCAUUUAUGGCGGUGCUGGUGGACAGGGGGCCCGCAUCUCCUCUGCCUCUGCAUCCUCCCUGCGCUCCAGUGCUCCCAUGUCAUCUUCCUCCAGCGGAUUCAAGCUCCGCAGCGCGAUGGGCGGCGGAGCAGGCUCAGGCGCUGGCUUCGGCGGGGCCAGUGUUGCUGGUGCAUCUGGUGGAGGUGCUGGCAUCCUCGGCAACGAGAAGGGGGCAAUGCAGAACCUGAACGACCGUCUGGCCACUUACCUGGAGACGGUGAGGAACCUGGAGCAGGCCAACAAGAAGCUGGAGACGAACAUCAGGGAAGCCCUGGAAAAAGGGGGUCAGGAUGUGAGGGAUUACAGCAAGUAUGAACCCAUAAUAGAAGACCUACGCAACCAGAUCUUUGACAAAGUAGCAGAGAACGCUCGAUUUGUGCUCCAGAUUGACAACGCCCGUCUUGCUGCAGAUGACUUCAAAGUGAAGUUUGAGAAUGAGAUGGCGAUCCGGCAGUCUGUGGAGGGCGACAUUGCUGGCCUGAAGAAAGUCAUCGACGAAACCAACAUGAGCAGGAUGAACAUCGAAAGUGAGAUCGAAGCUGUAAAGGAAGAGCUCCAUUUCCUGAAGAAGAAUCAUGAAAAUGAGGUGAUGGAGAUGAGGAGUCAGGUCUCUCACUCUGGCGUGCAAGUGGACGUGGACGCGCCCAAAGGUCAGGACCUGGCUCAGAUUAUGGAGGAAGUGCGAGCCAACUAUGAGAAGAUCGCCAUGAAGAACGCAGAGGACCUUAAACGCUGGCAUGAAAAUCAGAUUGCAGAUGUGCAAGUCCAGGUGUCACAGAACACAGAAGCACUUCAGGGGGCUCAGAUGGAGAAAAGCGAUUUAUCCCGACAGAUUCAAACCCUGGAAAUUGAACUCGCGUCUCAACAGAACUUAAAAGCCUCCUUAGAAGACACUUUAAACAACACAGAACAACACAACAACAUGGAAAUGGAGAAGUACAACAACCUCAUAGUCUGCCUGGAGGAAGAACUCACCAACUUGCGGGCGAACAUUCAGCACCAGACCCAAGAGUACGAGGCGCUGCUCAACAUGAAGAUGAAACUAGAGGCCGAGAUCAGCACUUACAAGAGUCUGCUGGAUGGUGGAGACUUUAAGCUCCAGGAUGCACUGGAGGAGCUGGCCGCCUCAAGUUAAUUCAGUACAGAGGUCCGGAGGGAGAACAAAAUCUCGCGCCCACAACCUACAGCAAUCUGAAAAAUGCAUCUUGCUGAUCCACGUAGCCAAAAAAAGAAAUCCUAAAUACAGCCCGGCCACUGAAACUGUUUCAGAAACACACAUUGCCUGUUCUGAUAAAUAAAAGAAAUUGUUCCCAUG
Fundulus heteroclitus (mummichog) is the source of this 1522-nucleotide messenger RNA. Its product is annotated as keratin, type I cytoskeletal 18. The record is from RefSeq and is a predicted model, not a curated record. Gene Ontology annotation, cellular component: keratin filament. NCBI's taxonomy places the organism in Eukaryota, Metazoa, Chordata, Actinopteri, Cyprinodontiformes, Fundulidae. Gene Ontology annotation, biological process: intermediate filament cytoskeleton organization. The transcript has 7 exons. Gene Ontology annotation, molecular function: structural molecule activity. Bases 83 to 1342 code for a protein of 419 amino acids.